AUGGACGAUAUUAUUGUGCAUGCAUCCUCUGCUCAGUUUCUUCAGGGUCUUCUUGAUCAGCUUCAUCGAGAGUUCGCCAUGACAGAUCUUGGACCACUUCACUUCUUUCUUGGUAUUGUUGUGACAAGGAACAGCGAUGGACUCUUCCUCUCUCAGCGGCAGUAUGCGAUGGAUCUUCUGCAGCGAUCUGGCUUGUCUAAUUGCCAUCCUGUGGCAACCCCUGCUGACACUCAAGCUAAGCUCUCUGGUUCUGAUGGUGACCUUCUUGUUGAUGCUACCGAGUACAUGAGUCUCUCCGGCACUCUUCAGUAUCUCACACUGACGCGUCCUGACAUCUCCUACGCAGUGCAACAAAUCUGUUUGCACAUGCAUGCACCUCGUGCCCCUCACCUCGCUCUGGUGAAGCGAGUACUUCGCUACGUGCGCGGCAAACUGGAGUUCGGUCUUCAUCUCCGUGCCUCCUCCUCGACGACACUCACAGCUUACUCUUAUGCUAACUGGACGGGAUAUCCUGACUCCCGCCGAUCGACAUCUAGCUACUGCGUCUACUAUGGUGACAAUCUUAUCUCCUGGUCCUCUAGGCGACAGACGACUGUCUCAUGGUCCAGUGCAGUGUAG
Lolium perenne is the source of this 618-nucleotide messenger RNA. RefSeq lists its product as uncharacterized. NCBI's taxonomy places the organism in Eukaryota, Viridiplantae, Streptophyta, Magnoliopsida, Poales, Poaceae. The record is from RefSeq and is a predicted model, not a curated record.